AUGGCUUCCAGACAGCAGGGAGAGAGUUGGACCGAGGAGACAAUUUGUCCCAUUUGUCUGGAUUUCUUCACCGAGCCGGUUAUACUGGAUUGUGGACACAACUUCUGCCGCUCCUGUAUCACCCAGAGUUGGGAAAAGAAGGAGAUAAACUCCUGCCCGGAAUGUAGAGAGGAGUUUCCGGAAAGAAACCUCAGGGUAAAUCGGGCCUUAGCGAAUCUGGCCGAGAAAGCUCGAAAAUUAAAGCUGGAUCCGAAAGAGAAGGAAAGUAAACCUCACUGUGAGGUACAUCAGGAAGAACUGAAGCUGUUUUGUGAAACUGACAGGAAAUUGAUCUGUCUGAUUUGUAGAGAUUCACGUGAACACAAAACUCACAACUUCUUUCCGAUCAGCGAGACUGUUGAAAUCUACAAGGAUCAACUGAAAACUUCCUUAGAUUCUCUCACAGAGAAGAAAUCGGCGGUUCUACAAACGGAACUGACCCAGAAACGGAAGAUUUCCGAAGUGAGGGAACAGGCGAGCAGUCUGCAGACCCACAUCACAUCCGAGUUCUCUAAAAUGCACCAGAUUCUCACUGAGAAAGAGCAGCGUUUACUCAGAGAUCUCAGGGAAGAAGAGGAGAGGAUUGUAGAACCAAUGGAGAAAAACCUUCGAGAGAUUCAGGAGAAUUUAAAUUCCAUUGAAGAGGAACUCUCAAAUUUACAGAAACAAAUGGAACAAAAAGACGAAUUGAUGUUUCUGAAGGAGGAAGUUUGUCGGAAGAGAAGGGUUAGUGCGGAGAAGAACACACUCACAGCUGCUGGUGCCUCUUUAUCUCUCAAACAGUUCACUUGCCCUUUGCUGUGCACAGUCUGGAGAGAAACAAUACACACCAUUUAUCCAGCUCCAGCCUCUCUGACUCUGGAUCCGAACACAGCGCAUCCCCACCUCAUCCUGUCUGAGGACCGGACCAGUGUGAGACUCGGAGACACAGAGCAGCCGCUCCCUGACUCCCCGGAGAGAUUUGAUUCCUGUCUCUGUGUCCUGGGAUCAGAGGGAUUCACAUCAGGGAGACAUUACUGGGAGGUGGAGAUGGGGGAGAAGACAUGCUGGGGUCUGGGAGUGGCCCGAGAGUCUGUGAAGAGGAAAGGGAGGAUCACCCCGAGCCCGGAGACUGGAUUCUGGAUUGUGUGGCUGUUACCCGGAUGGGAUUAUUUUGCCGCCACCUCCCCCUCACGGACCCCCCUCUCCCCGAGUGUGAAUCCCCGGAAGAUCGGGGUUUUCCUGGACUAUGAGGGUGGACAGGUGUCAUUUUACAAUGCGGACACCAUGUCCCAUCUCCACACUUUCACCCACACUUUCACUGAGAGGCUCUUUCCCAUCUUCUGUCCGGGAGGGAAUGACGGCGGGAAAAACUCCGCCCCGCUGACAAUCUGCGGGAUUAAAGGGCACUGACAGAUCCAUCCCAUAAUUUCACCCCGUCCCCCUGCCUCCUGCCAGCUGUAAACUGAUGGGGGUCAGUCUCAGUCUGGGGGAGAGAGGAGGGGGAGAGAAGAAACAUAUAGAAGCUCAAUUGUAGAGAGGGACUGACUGGGUAGAAUGGGCUGUGAGCUGCAGGAAACCGGGGACCUUCCUGCCUGUAAUGUUGCUCCACAGGCGGGAGGUGGCGCUACAUGAUGGUGUUGGAGAUGAAUCAGUCAGUGGGUCUCAGACUGGGCUAUGGGGAGUCUUUGCAGGGGGAGAAAGUGAGGCCUGCAGAUGAUGGAGAUCAGAGCUGAAAUAUGUGUUGCUGGAAAAGCGCA
Hemiscyllium ocellatum (epaulette shark) is the source of this 1778-nucleotide messenger RNA. RefSeq names its product zinc-binding protein A33-like. The transcript has 6 exons. Gene Ontology annotation, molecular function: zinc ion binding; protein binding. The coding region runs from base 1 to 1431 and encodes 476 amino acids. Lineage: Eukaryota; Metazoa; Chordata; Chondrichthyes; Orectolobiformes; Hemiscylliidae. The record is from RefSeq and is a predicted model, not a curated record.